AUGGCACCCAAACUCGCCACUAUUGAUGCCUCUGAGCCCUUGGAUAGGAUCCUGGACGCCAUAGCUCGAGACGGCGGUGUAAUUGUGUCCAACUUCCUUGAACCUGGGCUUCUAGAAGAAUCCAUGCGCGCAAUUGAGCCAUUCCUCUCUAGUGGAAAGACUUAUGACCCCAAGUCUGCCCAGAAAGACCUUGGGGAUGACUUCUUCCCGGAGGGUUCCCAGCGCGCCUACGGUCUCCUAGCCAAAAUGCCAGAACAGAUAACCAAGAUCAUCCGCCUGAACGUCUGGCAAGGUGUUAUGGCUCACUUCUUGAACGGAGAGUUCGUGGGAUUCAACGGCGCAAACAAGACAAGCCGGAAGAGCGGAUACAUACUUUCUUCGACGGCAGCUAUUCGACUGGUCCCGGGAGCUGAGAGACAAUCACUGCACAGAGACGAUGUCAAUUACGGCACUGGCGGCUUACACGACCCUGAGAACCCCCUAUUCACCCCCAUGGUCGGCUGUCUAAUCGCUGGCUCGAGGGCUACGUACAAGAACGGCGCGACCGCGGUCAUUCCCGGAAGCCACUUAUGGGGUCCUGACCGCGCCCCUAAAGUCGAAGAGUGCACGUACGCGGAGAUGGAGCCAAGAUCAGCGCUCUUCACGCUCGGCAGUAAGUACUUGGUCGGUCGUCGGUCCCAGGCAGUAAUAGAAGGAUGUGAACUGGCAACUGAUACACCACUUCAAUUCGCAGCAACAUACCACGGAGGCGGCAUGAACCAGUGCGAGAGGACCGACCCAGAUGCGGUGCGCACCUUGUUCGCCAUCUUUGGCCAACGAGACUUUUACCGCCAGGACCAGCAGGAGAUUCUGUCCACUCCUAUAGAUAUUGCUCGCAGCCUGCCCGACGACAUCCUUAGGUUGACCGGCUACUAUAAAGCAAUCGGCGGCGUUGGUUUCAUCGGAGAUCACCAGGACCCAGCAGAGUUUUUGCAUGGUGAUACCAAUGGCGUGGGGAAAUUUGACAACUAG
This is a messenger RNA of Clonostachys solani, 1011 nucleotides long. Lineage: Eukaryota; Fungi; Ascomycota; Sordariomycetes; Hypocreales; Bionectriaceae. The record is from the annotation of a GenBank genome assembly.